CGCUAUAUAGCAAAAAUUUGAGGACAAAGUGUACGACAGACAGUGCACGUAUUUCUUUUAAAUCAAGGUCCUUUGCUGUCCAACUAGUCUUUUUUCUCCUACACCCAGUUUCAGUUAAGUUGGGAUAGUGGCGUUUCCUUGACCCACUCUUGUGCUUCUUUUCUUAUAGUUAUAUUUGGGUUUAGCUUUUAGCUAUAGCAGUUCAACACUCAACUAGAAAAUACAGAUUAUAUUUGGGUUUAGCUUUUAGCUAUAGCAGUUCAACACUCAACUAGAAAAUACAGAAAUUUUGUAAGACUCAAGUGAUCAUCUUCAUCUUCAUUUUCACACACACAUUGGAUUGGAGGAAAUGGAAAAUCUUUCAGGUGGAGGGUUAGGCCACCUCUUCAUGGCAAUCUUUCUGCACAACUUCGCCACUUUUAUGGUCAUCCCGGCCAUUACCGACGUUACUAUGUCUGCGCUUUGUCCUGGAAGAGAUGAGUGCUCCAUCGCUAUCUACCUCACUGGAUUUCAACAAGCGAUCGUAGGGCUGGGAACACUCGUGACGAUGCCUUUGGUAGGGAAUCUCUCAGACAAGUGUGGGAGAAAGGCUUUGCUUACAGUGCCAAUGAUCCUAACAAUUAUCCCCUUAGGGAUAUUGGGUUACAGCCGGAACAGGACUUUUUUCUACAUCUAUUUCGUGGCCAAGACCCUCACUGCCAUGAUUUGUGAAGGCAGCGUUCAUUGCCUCGCCCUUGCCUAUGUGGCAGAUAAUGUGGCAGAAGAGCGACGAGCCUCCACGUUCGGAGUGCUCUCAGGAAUUGGUUCCUCUGCAUUCGUCUGCGGAACCCUCUUUACUCGUUUCCUCUCCACUUCAUCCACUUUUCAGGUUGCGACGUCGGUGGCGGUGGUAUCAGCCAUGUACUUGAGGAUUUUCCUGCCGGAUUCCAACAUAGACAACAAACUUUCUGCUCCAUUACUCUCAGAUGAAAAACCAAAAAUUGCAGACCCAGAUGAAAGUUCAAGGGCUCAAAUAUUGCAGCCAGCCAAAACAUUGCCUUCAUUACAUGAUUUAAUCUCCUUGUUGAAAACUAGCGCAACAUUUUCGCAAGCUGCAAUUGUUGCGUUUUUCAGCAACCUAGCGGAUGUUGGCCUUCACGCUUCAAUGAUGUACUACUUAAAGGCUCGGUUUCACUUCAACAAGGAUCAGUUUGCUGACCUGAUGGUCAUUUCUGGGGUUGCAGGCACUAUUUCUCAGCUGCUUCUCAUGCCCUUGCUGGCUCCUGCUUUAGGAGAGGAGAAGCUACUUUCGAUAGGACUCUUUUUUAGCUGUGCACAUAUGUUUCUUUAUGGCGUUGCGUGGUCCUUCUGGGUCCCAUAUGCUGCUGCCAUGUUCUCCAUCUUUUAUGUGUUUGCAACACCAUGUAUGCGAAGCAUUGUGUCUAAACAAGUUGGUCCGUCUGAGCAGGGGAAGGCUCAAGGGUGCAUUUCAGGCAUAUGUUCUUUUGCAAAUGUUAUAUCUCCCAUUGCUUUCUCUCCUCUAACAGCUUUGUUCCUGUCCGAAAAGGCGCCUUUUAAUUUCCCAGGUUUCAGUCUCAUUUGCGUAGGAUUUGCUGCGAUGAUAGCCUUUAUUCAAAGCGUGAUGAUAAGGGCUGUUCCUCCCGUCUCAAGUCAACGGGUCAGCAGCCAUUGCACUCACAUGGAACCCUGAAUUCCACAAUGUGAAAGCUCGAAGAAAAAUUGUCCCUUGCGUGGCCCCAGGCUGACCCUGGCACGCCAACAACUGCUGUAAAGUUCAACGGUCAUCUUUUGGUUCAUGUUUUGGAAGGUGACAUUGUUGAGCUUGGUUUUGUUUCAAUCAAAGUCACCUUUCAUCGCUAAACAAAACAUGAUACUAAAACCCCAAUCAUGAAACUUUUUGUCAUUUGUAGUAGAAUGCUAGAGCAAAGUGAACCAAGUCAGUAUAUUUUUGCUCCUCUUUUUGGUCUGUAUUUAAUUGAAUUGAAUCGAUGGAAAAAAGCUUGAUCAAGUGAAGCUUCUUUGCCACAGAUUUGGAAGUUCCAGGCUUUCUUUUUUUCUUUUUUUUUUGGGUAUAUCGUCUCAAAUAUAUGCCAUGGAAUUAGAGGUUCCAACACCCAUUUUUUAUUUUUUUGGUUUUGUUGGGCUUUUAAAUUGGGAGCCACACAAAACAAAAAAUCGUUUAGAGGUCAAAAAAGCGAGUGUGAACGAGAGUUGCGGGAAUGGGCUUGUCGCUUGAGGAGAACAUGAUGAGAAGGUAUGGGCCCACAUGUAUGUCUGUUUUUUUCCUUCUUUUCCUUCCUAUUAAUUGGGUGGGAGCUCAAAUCUAAUCAUGUGUGUUUUCUUUUUCUCCUCUUUAAGCAACUGGAGAAUUCUGGUACCUUGAAAUAUCAAAUGUGGUAUUGUUUGAUUUUAGUUCCAGCGAAGUGAAUGGAAAUUCACGGUGAGUCUGAACUGAAGGAUUUGAGCGUAAGAAUAACUGGAUUUAAGCCAAACACAAAGCAAAGACUGGGAUGAUGAUGCGCAAAUUCGUUUCUCCUCGUUCGUAAUGUUUAAUUGACCUUUUCUGUUUGGUUGGAUGCCUCUUUUAGCCGACUGGAGACUUUGUGGGAAACAUGUAGUUUGUGGGACCAAGGAACUCUAAUAACAUCUCUCCUCUCAAAACUCAAACUA
Molecule: messenger RNA, 2670 nt
Organism: Prunus dulcis (almond)
Lineage: Eukaryota; Viridiplantae; Streptophyta; Magnoliopsida; Rosales; Rosaceae
Exons: 14
Coding region: 350-1690 (446 amino acids)
Biological process (GO): transmembrane transport
Molecular function (GO): transmembrane transporter activity
Source: RefSeq, a predicted model, not a curated record